AUGAGCGUGUAUGCAGUGACCACAGCUAGACCAAAUGUGUGGACUUGGUCAAGUCUCAAUGCAGAUCAGAUACGAGCGGUCAUUGGAGAAGUCGAGGACAUGUGUACCGGAAACUUUAUCGGAUACAACCGUAGUUUCGCCUUACUUAAGGAGGUCAGUGUUGAUCCGAAAUUUGGGCAUGGCAGAAAAGGUGGUGAACACUUAUCUGACGUCAUAAAUCAGACAGAAGAUCUGGAAUAUCAUACUUUAGAAAGGGGUUACUUCAAACUGCGCUGUCGAGAAAGUAAUCCAUACCAUUUCAAACAGACGAGCCAUUUAAAUGACUGGUUUAAUGCACUAGAAUUUUAUAAUCAGUCCACCAAAAUGAUAUCUACUCAACAACGGUUUGAUAAGACAGCAAUCACAAUAAAGCGGUUUGAAUACGCAAAUCUAUAUCACACAAUGACGGACUUUUACAACGCAUUUCGUCGCAUACACCAAGUGCCAUUUCUGGAGGAAUUUAAAAGCUUCUUUCUCUCAAGACACUCUGUACAUUUCAAUGACGCACUCGACUGUGAUAAUCUGACGGUAAUACUCCUUUUACGCAAAGACUAUUUAGCUCAUCCUAGAAACCCAUCAGGAUCAGUAAGCAGAAAAAUAGCAAAUGAUAAACAACUGAUACAAAAACUUAAAGAGUUAUUGCCUCGUCAUAAUGUUUUAAGUUCUCAAAUUGAUCUCCUCUCCAUGAAAGACCAGUUGAGUCUAAUAUCUAGGACGGACAUACUGAUUGGCAUGCAUGGUGCCGGCCUAACCCACACAUUGUUCCUACCCAAACAUGCCGGCUUGGUCGAGUUAUACCCGAACUACUGGCCCACUGCAAAUGAACACUUCCAAGCCAUGGCACGCUGGAGAAACCUCAAAUACUUUCAGUGGCAAAAUGCUGAUCCGUCUAAUGAACGUGCAAAUAAUUUUACUGUCAUUAAUACAACUGAUGUUGUGGAAAUGGUGAAGAAUAUCCAUGCUUUGAUGUGCAACUGA
Messenger RNA from Mya arenaria, 1017 nucleotides. RefSeq lists its product as uncharacterized. The transcript has a single exon. The record is from RefSeq and is a predicted model, not a curated record. The coding region runs from base 1 to 1017 and encodes 338 amino acids. Gene Ontology annotation, molecular function: glycosyltransferase activity. Lineage: Eukaryota; Metazoa; Mollusca; Bivalvia; Myida; Myidae.